CUCACUUCAGUUUUAACGUCGAAGCAUCUUAUUUCUCUCCACUAUUCUUCAUCAUUUUCCUUCAUUUCCUUUGAUUCCUUCCAAUUACAAAGCAGAAACCAUGGCUGACCUUGCAGGCAUAGUUCUCUCCCCACUCCUCCAAGUGUUUUUUGAAAGGGUGGCAUCUCGUGAAUUUGUUUACUUUUUUCGACGAGAAAAACUCGACCAAGCACUCUUGAACAAACUAAAGAUGGCUUUGCUAUUUGUGAAUGUUGUGUUUGAAGAUGCAGAGGAAAAGCAAGUGGUAAAUCCCAACGUAAAAGAAUGGCUCGAUGAGUUGAAAGAUGCUAUCUAUGAGGCAGAGGACACCUUGGAUGAGAUUGAUACCGAAGCCAAACUACGCGAGUUGGAUGCUGAAUUUCAUACCACUAAGAGCAAGGUACGAAAAGCCAUCUCUACUUCUCUUAAAGUACCCUUUGUCAAGAAAAUUGAACCAAAGAUAAAACAAGUGCUUGACAAAUUGGAGUAUCUUGUAAGUCAAAAGAACAAUAUGGGUCUAAAAGAAGGCGUUCAAGGAAAUCCAUCUGAAAGAUUGCCCACAACUUCUUUGGUUGAAGAAUCUGGAAUUUGUGGUAGAGAAGAUGAUAAGGAGAAAAUUAUUAAUUCCUUAUUCUCAAAUGAUGUAAGUGGCAAUAAGUUGUUUGUGAUUGCUAUUGUCGGUAUGGGGGCACUCGGCAAGACCACCCUUUCUCAGCUUGUAUACAAUGACGAGUGCGUGAAGGAACAUUUUGACCUUGAAGCAUGGGCUUGUAUUUCGGAUGACUUUGACGUCUUUAAGGUAACAAAAGCAAUUCUAGAGGGAGUUGGUUCAUCCGCUAAUGGUGAUGGUAAGACUCUAGAUUGGCUUCAAAAUAGACUAAAGGAGAGUUUGACGGGAAAGAAAUUUCUACUUGUUUUAGAUGAUGUUGGGAAUGAUAAUUAUAUUAAUUGGGAGGUCUUAACUAAUCCCUUCAGAUUUGGAGCACAAGGGAGCAGUGUUUUGGUAAUCACAUGUGAAGAACGAGUAGCAUCGGUUAUGCAAACUAUACCUAAUUACUAUCUGAAGCCAUUACCAGAAAAAGAAUGUUGGUCACUUUUUGUAAGACAUGUGUUUCGUGGCAGUAUACAUCCAGAGCUAGAAGCAAUUGGAAGACAGUUCGUAGAAAAAUGCAAAGGUCUGCCUUUAGCAGUCAAGACAAUUGGAGCUCUCUUGAGGUCUAAAGUAGAUGCUGAUGAUUGGAAUAAAAUAUUAAAGAGCGAGGUGUGGGACAUGUCGACUGAAAUUAUUCCUGCUCUACGAUUAAGUUAUAAAUAUUUGCCCUCACAUUUAAAGCGAUGCUUUGCUUAUUGUUCGAUAUUGCCAAAAGAUUAUCUUUUCUCAGAAAAUGAAUUAGUCUUAUUGUGGAUGGCAGAAGGUUUCUUGAAAAAAUCUAAAGACAAAACAAUGGAGCAAGUCGGUCAUGAUUACUUCUUUGAUCUGGUAUCGAGAUCGUUAUUCCAACAACACAAUGUGUAUGAUUUUAAGUUCGGAAUGCAUGAUCUUGUCAACGACUUGGCAAAAUUUGUAUUUGGACAAUUUAUCUUUAGACUGGAGAGUGUCAAUUCACUCCAAGUUACGAGCAAGACUCGCCAUUUAUCGAUUCUUGAAAACAUCCCAAAGACGUUUGAGGCACUUUAUGAGGCUAAGGGGUUACGCACUUUUCUCCCAAUAUUUCUAAAUUAGGCUUUUCGGAAUGGAGCACUCCCACAUCAUUCGUUGCCCAUGUUGAGAUUCUUACGAGUGCUUUCCUUAUUAAGGAAUAGAAAUGUAACUGAGUUGCCUGAUUCAUUUGGAAAAAUUAGACAUCUACGAUAUUUGGAUCUGUCAGAUACACCAAUUAGAAAACUACCUGAUUCUAUAUGUAAAUUGUGCAAUUUGCAAACAUUGAGAUUAAUUUGGUGUGAGAAUUUUACUGUAUUACCUAGAGAUAUGCAUAAACGCAUUAGUUUGCAUCAUCCUUUUUUAUAUGGAAGUGCCAUAACGGAGAUGCCGUUACAACUGGGUAGACUAAAAUGUCUACAGACUUUGGAUAUAUUUGUUGUCAACAAACAUUGCGGAUAAAGCAAUAUUGGGGAGUUGGGGAAGCUUGAAUAUAUUGGGGGGAAUCUCUCUAUUGAGAACCUCCAAAAUGUCAAAUCUCCUGCCGAUGCUUUGGAUGCAAGAUUGAAGGAUAAGAAGCACCUUGAGGACUUGACGUUGGAUUAUCUAGACAAUACAAGUAGCAAUAUUUCAAAAAGUGAUCAAAUAACUGUAUUGAAGAGUCUCAAACCCCAUACAAACCUGAAAAGUCUCAGAAUCAACAAAUAUGGUGGUAAAAGCUUUCCGGAUUGGAUCACUCAUCAUUCGUUCUCUAAGAUAGAAUCUAUUUAUCUCUAUGAUUGUAAAUAUUGCCACAUCUUGCCAUCAUUUGGACAACUACACGCUCUCGAGAGCCUCUACAUCAUUGGGUUUCAUGGAAUUGCUAGUGUGGGUAAGGAGUUCUAUGGUAGCUAUUCUUCUACGUUUAAGCCAUUCGAAGCCUUGAAAGUUCUAAGGUUCGAAGACAUGCCAGAUUGGGAAAACUGGUUAUGCUUUGAUUCUGAAAAUGAAGGUGAAGCUUUUCCUCAUCUUGCAGAGCUUUAUAUUGUUAAUUGCCCCAAGCUAACAGGAGGGUUACCCAUCCAUCUUCCUUCUUUAGCCAGACUUAAGAUUGUUGAAUGUUCGCAGCUGGAGGCCUCACUCCCAAGGUCUCCUACUCUAUGUCAAUUGAAGUUAACAAAUUUUAAUGAGGUUCUGUUAAAUGAAUUGCCAUCUAGAUUAUUGCAAAAAGUAGUACUUGAAGGAUGUGCUGUAUUACGGUCCCUAUCGGAGGGAAUGAUGGAUUCCAGCAGUCCUCUUCAAGAAUUGGAAAUUUAUGGUUGUAGCUCGCUCAUGUUACUUUUCGAAGAUGGUCUAUCCUCCACAUUGGAAACUCUUAAGAUCUCAAACUGUAAGAAGUUAGAAUUCCCAGUGCACUUCAACUAUUCAUCGCUCAAAGAGUUGUACUUGGAAAAUAGUUGUGAUUCUCUUAGGUGCUCCAGCAAACUUAAUCGCCGAGAUCAAUAUUAUCACCGUCAAGGGAUGUGAGAAUCUAGAGUCUCUUACUUAUUCAGAACAACAUGAAACUGAUUCAGCCGCCUCGACUAUAAGAAUCCAGAAAUGCCCAAAUUUCGUAUCAUUUUCAGAUGAAGGAUUGCGUGCCCAAAAUUUGAAAACAUUUGAGAUAAAUGGUUGUGGGAGUUUAAGGUCAUUGCCUGACAAGAUGCACCUACUCCUUCCAUCACUUGAGUCACUAUUUAUUAGUAUGUGUCCAAUGUUGCAAUCAUUCGGUGAAGGGGGCUUGUCUACCAAUUUAAAAUCAAUUUCCAUCUUAGAUUGUGACAAACUUGUUGCCUCUCGAACGACAUGGGGUUUGCAAAAACUCCUCUCUCUUCAAGAAUUCUACAUCCAUGGCAAAUGCAAAGAUGUGGAGUCUUUUCCGGAGCCGGCGUUGCUGCCCAUGACUAUAACCAGUCUUACCAUCUCUGGAUUUUCAAAUAUGACAUCUUUGGACAACUUGGGCCUUCAACACUUCACCUCUCUGAAGACAAUGCGGAUCUAUGAUUGUCCUAAUCUGAAGUUCUUGCCCAAAGAUGGGUUUCAUGCCUCAAUUUCUUCACUAGGUAUCAGGAAAUGUCCACUGUUGGAGAAACUAUUACAAAAUAAAAAAGGAAAAGAAUGGUGCAAGGUUGCUCACAUCCCCCACAUAAGCAUUAAUUAUAAGGGGAUUUGAAUGGCUUCUUCUACAAGGCAACCAUAUGAACUACAAGUGAAUGGCAGCGACUGUAUAUUCACCUUUCAAAAUAAGGUGGUGCUUCAGACUCAAACACAAAUAGCGGGCAACCUUUUACUUGUUGUUGUUGCUGGAAUUGAGGAAAUUUCUGUUAAGAAUAGCAACUCCGCUUCUACAACAAAUUAUAUAUCAGUGCCAGGAAAAGCCUCGAGUUCCUUUGUGUGACUAACAGAUCGAAACCUUGAUCGGUAAGUCAUUCUAAGAAAAUAUCUACAAAAUCAGAAUCUAAUACUAUUUAUUUUCCUAAGAAAAGCCAUCUAGAUUUCGGGAAUUCAAGAAAGAGUAAAAAAAUAAAAAAAAAAUAAAAAAAAUCCAUUGUAGUGUCUAAAAGAAGAUAGCCAUCAUGUUUUGAAUUUACAACAAAUACAUAUGAAAGCAGGUUGCACUUCACAAGGCUUCGGAGAUCUUUUUUCCCUACCUUAGACUAGAACUCAAACUUUGGGCAACAUCCACUCAUGUGACAGAUAAUCUCCUAUAUGACAUGGAGUCCCUCAUCUUCUAAUUCAGACUGCUCCCCUGUAAAUCGACCACAUGUUCCUUUCUCUAAAAUUGAUGAAGUUUUUGUGAAAAUAGCAACUCCGCCUCAGGUUCCAAAUUUCUUCUCCAGGGGCAAAGCAGAUAGCUGUUUGGAAAUUCAGUAAGUGGCAAACAAUUUGAAUGCAAAUCGUUCUAAAAUUACUGAAACCAAUUUAAUAUUUUUCAACAAAAUUUUAUGUACUGCAGCUCUGUCUCAUGCCAGCAAUUUUACUGCAGUUAUUCUUGUUGAUGUCACUAUGAAUUUCAGCAUAUAAUUGUUUUUCCAAAAAUUUCUCACAUGCAUCUCUAUGUCUCCUUGUAGAUCAUUUGGUUGCAGGAGAUAUAAUUUGGCUCUUCCAAAAUGGUGGUUGGGCCAUGGCAUGAUGUGAUUCCUGAUCAUUAAAGAAUCACACUUUUUCAUAUCAUCAAGUGGAUAUUACAUAUUUCAAUCUAACAAUAGUUAAUUUCAGGUUUUGCAAUAGCUACUGGGAAUCAAUCUAACAAUGUUGCUGAAUUUUAGAGCUUGGUUCAGGGCAUGAGAAUUGUGAGAUUUUUGGGCAUUCAAAAUAUAGAAAUUGAGAUGGACUCUAAGAUUGUGAUUGAGUGGAUGAAGAAAAAAAGAUGUGGCCUUUGGUACUUAGAAGAUUAUUGGGAAGAGUUGAUGCAGCUGUGUGAAGGCUUGAAUUACAUAUUCGGGCAUGUCUAUAGGCAAUGUAACUCAUUGGCUGAUAGCUUAGCUAGGUUGGGAGCUUCCGGAUUGAAUCAGACUUGGAAUGAUAGCUCAGAUUUACCUCCGGUAAUCAGAGGAAUCCUUCGCUUGGAUAAUAGUGGUUUGCUGAGUUUGCGCCCAAUGGAAAUAUCUCACUUGCGAACUUGCUUGGACGGUGUGUAGCUUCAAGUGGAUUUUGUAUAGACUUAACUUUUCGUAUGGAAGAUUGGCAACGGAACUUUUCGUAUAGACGCCGUUUUAUUUUUUAUGCUGGCUUUAUUUCGUAUAGAAGGAACGAUGUCUAUCUUUUAACUCAUUUUUAUUUAAUUUAUUGCUUCAGCUUGGUAUUCAUUGUAUAGAUCUUGGUAAGUAGGUGAUGUCUUUUUUGGAUGCUUGGGCCUUAUUGGUUUAUAUUCAUGGUAUUUGUUUUUGUAAUUCUCAAGUGUCAGGAUGUACCCACGGUUUUCCUCCACCAUAAGUGAGGGCUAUUUCAAUAAA
Molecule: messenger RNA, 5631 nt
Organism: Juglans regia (Persian walnut)
Lineage: Eukaryota; Viridiplantae; Streptophyta; Magnoliopsida; Fagales; Juglandaceae
Product: putative disease resistance RPP13-like protein 1
Exons: 2
Coding region: 101-1741 (546 amino acids)
Biological process (GO): defense response to other organism
Molecular function (GO): ADP binding
Source: RefSeq, a predicted model, not a curated record